This is a messenger RNA of Pelmatolapia mariae (spotted tilapia), 7421 nucleotides long. RefSeq names its product F-actin-uncapping protein LRRC16A-like. Gene Ontology annotation, biological process: cell migration; regulation of Arp2/3 complex-mediated actin nucleation. Gene Ontology annotation, cellular component: plasma membrane; lamellipodium. The record is from RefSeq and is a predicted model, not a curated record. The transcript has 38 exons. Lineage: Eukaryota; Metazoa; Chordata; Actinopteri; Cichliformes; Cichlidae. Gene Ontology annotation, molecular function: protein binding. The coding region runs from base 354 to 4682 and encodes 1442 amino acids.
GUGCGUCCGCAUGAGUUGUUUUCACACACGCCACUUUCGGGUACUUUUCAAACUGAAACUACUUUUAAUCCACUUUUUAAACUCCUCCGGGUUUCCUUCAGCUGCAGUAAUGCAGUCGUAAAGUCAGAGUGCGUGUAGGUAUGUAGGAAUGGAUGAAGACAGUUGCAAUUAGGAAAGCAGGGUGGCGACAGGUAGCCAAAGAUAAGUGAAGAAAACGGGACUACACCUUUGCCGCAUUACUUGCAGCUUCCAUCGGUGGAAGUUCCGCACAGCAGCCGCCUUUCUUCUCGGGUCUGCCCGCUUCUCCUGAACUCUCCAGCGGAUUCCUCUUGGGUGUUUACUCCGGCACAAUCAUGUCUGAGGAAACAACGGAUUUUCCUAACGAACUGCUCGAGAGUGUGCGGGAGGCGGUGGGGCGCAGGGUGAAACUGACCCUGAGGCAGAAAGUCCAGCUGGAGGUCAAAGGUGACAAGGUGGAAAACAGAGUGCUGGCUUUGGCUUCACAUCGAGCCUUUCUGCUCACAGCACGAGUCCCCUCUAAGGUUGAACAGUCCUUCAGCUAUCUGGAAAUCCAGGGAAUCCAAAGCAACAAGCCCACACAGCUGGUGUUGGAGCAUGAGCACGGCUCGUGGAGCCUCCGGCUGGGCUCUGCAGAGGAAGUGGACAAGGUGAUCGCUCACAUCGGCAGCUGUCUGCACCGGAUCUGCCCGGCAGGCGUACCGGUGAAGAUGAUGAGGAAGUUAAAUUUGAAGCCCCCGGACAGGCUGGCAGCCCUGCAGGCCAUCUGGGACGAGCAGGCGUCAGCUGACCUGGGACCGUGCGGCGGCUUCUCCCAUCAGUACUGGUGUGUGUGUGAUUACCUCCGCCAGCCGUACAGAGAGGAAGUCCAGUGGGAUGUGGACACCAUCUAUCUCACUCAGGACACCAAAGAGCUCAACCUGCAGGACUUUGUUCAUCUGGACAACAAGGAUUUGAUUCCAAUCAUUACAGUUCUGGAGUACAACCAGUGGUUCACUAAGCUCUCCACCAAAGACUACAAACUGCCGACAGAUGUGUGCGACCAGAUUUUGAGAGUGGUGGCUCGAUCGAGCCGGCUGGAGGAGCUGGUGCUGGACAAUGCUGGGCUCAAAAGUGAUUUUGCUCAAAAACUGGCCGGCGCUCUGGCACACAACCCCGCCUCCACACUUCAAACACUCAACCUGAGCAACAACUCGCUGGAGGACAAAGGUGUUGCAGCUCUGAGCGCUCAGUUUGCCAAACUGCCCAUGGGUCUAAAGCACGUGAACCUCUCCAGGACUUCCAUGUCUCCUAAAGGCGUGAACAGCCUCUGUCAGGCUCUCUGCGCCAACCCGAUUGUGGCCUCCACCCUCACACACCUCGAUCUGUCGGGAAACUCCCUCCGAGGGGACGACCUCCCGAACCUUCACAGCUUCCUGAGUCACUCAAACGUCCUGGAAACUCUCGAUCUGUCCAAUAGCGACUGCUGUCUGGAGCAGGUGUGUUCGUCCCUGCUCAGAGGAUCCUUGAAGCACCUUUCUGUCCUCAACAUGUCAAAAACAGUCUUUUCUCACAGGAAGUGUAAAGAUAUCCCUCCGUCCUUUAAGCAGUUCUUCAGCUCUGCUCAGGCUCUGACGUCCGUCAGUCUGUCAGGAACCAAGCUGCCUCUGGAGGCUCUGAAAUCUUUGCUGUUGGGACUCGGCUGCAACCCAAACCUCAGCGACGUGUCUCUGGACCUCAGCUGCUGUGAGCUGCGUUCUGGAGGCUCCCAGAUCCUGGAGGGUUGUAUUGCUGAGAUUCCCAACAUUACCAGUCUGGAUAUUUCUGACAAUGGCCUGGAUAUGGAUCUGACCACCCUGCUCGUGUGGCUGGCCAAGAACCGCUCCAUCAGACAUCUUUCACUGGGCAAAAACUUUAACAACAUCAAGUCCAAGAAUGUGGCUCAGGUCCUGGACAAUCUGGUUCAUAUGAUUCAAGAAGAGGAAUCCCCGCUGACCUCGCUGUCCCUGGCUGAUUCCAAACUCAAGGCCGACCUCUCCAUCGUCCUCAACGCUCUGGGCAGCAACACCUCUCUGACCAAACUGGACAUCAGUGGAAACUCCAUGGGAGACAUGGGGGCUAAGAUUUUGGCCAAAGCCCUGCAGAUCAACACUAAGCUCAGGACAUUAGUGUGGGACAGGAACAACCUGAGCCCGCAGGGGCUGCAGGAUGUCGCUGCCGCUUUGGAGAAGAACUACACCAUUCGUUUCAUGCCUGUUCCCAUCAUGGAUGCUGCUCAGGCGCUGAAGGCAAAUCCAGAGAAGACGGAGGACGCCUUGCUCAAGAUGGAGCAGUACCUGCUGAGGAACCACGAGACGCGUAAAUACCUGCAGGAGCAGGCGUACAGACUGCAGCAGGGAAUCGUCACCACCACCACACAGCAGAUGAUGGACAUGAUGUGUGUGAGGGUGCAGGAUCAUCUGAACUCUCUGAGGUUCACAGAGACCAGCUCCGUUCAGGAGGACAUGAAGGUGGCCGAGAACCUCAUGAGGGAUGCCAGAAACUCCAAAACUCUGCUUCCCAACCUGUACCACCUGAAGAGUGCAGGCUCCACAGGUACGUGUGUCGGAGCUAUUCAGGAUAAACUGGAGUCGAUGGCUGGAGAGAUAGCUGCAGUGAUGGACGACCAGCUGCAGACGAUGCUGAGGUCCAUGGUAGAUGCUGCAGAGGCCCUGUGUCCUAAUGUGAUGAAGAAGAGCAGCCUUCACCAGGAGCUGCUGAAGGCCGGUGCGGGGAGGAUGACCAUCCCUCGCAGCUUCGUCACCACCACGCUGCUGGAGCAGUCCGGGGUCGACAUCAUCAAUAAGAUCAGUGAAGUGAAACUCGCCGUUGCCUCGUUUCUCUCUGAUCGCAUUGUGGAUGAGAUCCUGGAGUCUCUGUCCAGAUCACAGCACACUCUGGCUGACCAUCUGAUCAGAAAGGACCAACCACUGGUGCAUCACAAGCCCCAUUUGGAGAUGGAGGUCUUAGAUGAGACAGUUCUGCAGCCAGAGAACUACGACCAGGAUCAGAACCAAGAUCGGGAAAAUGACCUGGGCGAUAUGGACUCUAUGAUGAUACCCAAGUCCAAGAGGAAGAGCAUUCUGGUCAGGAUGCUGAGGCCCGUGUCUGUGGCGUUUGAGUUGGAGUUUGACCUCGACAAAGCUCUGGAAGAGGUACCUAUCCACGUCGAGGACCCUCCUCUUCCUUCUCCUUCACAGCUGGACAGAACGUCAGCGUACUAUGAAGACCUCCCCCCUCCCCCGACUCCACAGGACGCAAAAUCAGCCCCGCUGGCCGAGCUGCCGCCCAUGGAGCACAAAACUCUGGAACAUCACACCAAAUUCCGGCCAAAACCCAAGAGGACGAAACCCGCUCGGCCACACCGGGAGGCCACGGGCAGCUCGGCGCCACAGGAAGCAGAGCAGAGCAGCAUCAUGGGAAAGCUGGACGAGGGCUUGGAUGACUUCUUCUCCAAGAAAGUCAUUAAACUCGGCUUCAAAAUUCCCUCUGGGAAAGGUCCGUCCACCAGCACUCAGGAAGGAGCAGAUAAAAAACGUGAAUCCAGGAAGAGUGGUUUCUUUAAUCUUAUCAAACGAACGUCCCGUUCAGAGAAGAGCCACGGAUCUGCCGCCAUCACCCCACCUCAACCUGCCUCUUCUGCCACAGCUGCACCCCUUUCCCCGUGUCCAGUGACUUGGGAGACGACACCGGCAUCCCCCACAUCGCCUGUGAAAAUCUGUCCCAUUGUGCCGGAGCCCGAGCAGGAACCCCACAGGUCUUACUCUUCAAACCACACAGAUUCUGAGAUUGAGGCGUCUCCAGCUGCCACCGAACCUGCAGAGGAGGAGAAAGAAAAGAAGAACGUGGAGAAUAAGGAGAACCUGGAGAAGCCGGAGCAUGUGGAGAAAGUGGAGAAGAAGGGAAACCCCCAUAAACCCCGUCACAUCGGAGUUCCUAUGAUGGGAAUGGACCUGAUGGCUGAGAUGAAGGCCAGGCAGGAGAGAAUGGCUGGGAAGAAAACGGAGCCAGCUCACGCACAGGACAAGGUGGAUGGUGACAAAGCCAAGUCAGACGUCCAUCCCGCAGUGCCAGCAGACACUGAUGAAUCUAAACCAGAGCCAUCGCCCAGGGCUAAGCCAUCUGGUGUCACCCCAAAACCACCGCCACCCCAGGCUACCAAAGCACCUCUGGUAGCCUGCACCUCUGGGCCCCUCAGCCCAACUAGCCCCCGACCAAGCAGCACCUACGUCUCUGAUGAAUGUGCCAGUGCUCCAACGGGCAGCUUGUCUCCCAAAGCACCACUUCCUGCUCCUCGCCUGAAGAGGGCGCCGUCAGAACAGGAGCGAGCGAGUACCAGCAGCAACCCUGCAGAAGCUCUCUCUCCUCAGAAUGCAGGUGAGAAUCCCGCAGACGGCGACGUGUUUGAUGGAUCCGUCGUAGGUGCAGCGUCUGGCGCGGGCAGCCAGCGGUCGUCAUCUCUGAAGAGGACAGUCAACCUUUCAGCUGCAAGCGAGGACAACCGAGAGCGCACCAAAUCCCUCCCUGCCUACGUGAGGUCUCCAUCUCUGUCUGACGCACCUCUGAGUCCAGCUGAUGAAGAGGCCGAUCUCAAGUCUUACAGCAAAUCAGAGGACGAGUCCAGUGAUGACACUACAUCAGUCUGACACCUGUAAGGUGUUUGCAGUCACCUAAAUCCUGCUCAGCCACCUUUAAGGAGGCCGAUCUCGUUCAUACGGACAAAGACACACAUGUACAUAUUUUUCUUUGUACGUGCAGCGGAUGCUACACUUUGUCAUGCUGUUCAUGCUGUUAUCCGUGGGAAUUUCCCGGCCUUGGAUUAGUCCCAGCUGUCUGGCUACGUGCACAUCAAAACAACCCCACCACUGUUUCUGUCCAAAGCUCUAAUAGGACCAUAAAGAGCAGGCAGAUGGGUUCUAUCUGGUGCAGAGACAAUCUGUGGCUGCUUAGAUAAACAUACUCAGCAAUAAAAAGCUCACUUAGUCCGAAGCACUGAGGAAAAUGAGUCUGACUUGUUGUUUUUGUGCGAAUGUAAAAAGGUCAAAGCGCUUUGGUCUGACCUGCCAGCAGAGCUUCAGAAAAUAAGAUUCAAAAUCUAAAAAGACAAAAAAAAAAUUUUUUUUUUCCUCCAAAUCUUUCUUUAUUAUCUUUAAAUCAGCAAAUUCAAAGCAGCUGCUUGCUGAAAAAUUCUCAAACUCAUUAGAAGAGCAACAAACUAGUCGAAAAGUUCUGUUCUGAAUUUUCUGUCGCUCCGCUCUGACAGCGAGAUUAAUCAGACACAUACCUGCAGCCUUCUUUAACUGUUCCUCUGAACACAGACUUUGUUACUGAGCAUCAGAAACUUUUCCUUCUCAGUCACAUCUACUGUUUCUCCCCCUUCAGUUGUCACUGGUGAUUAAUGUGAUCAACAUCAGAGUACAGCGUGUCACCCAGUUAGGCCACAAACUACGUGAAACCGUGAAUCACACUGCACAUUGUGACAGUGAUGUUUCCUCAAAGACGCGUGUACUCCAUGGACUUUGGGAUAUUGGAGUAAGACAGGCAGCAGAAAAGGAACAAACUGAACUCCGGCCUGGAACAUUAAGAGCAGUGUGACUGGAAGUUGGGGAUGCUUUAUAUAAGCAACGUAUUAGCUUGUGCCAAAUGUAACAGAUGUUGAUUUAUGUGUAAAAGUCCUGCACUCCAGCUCUAAUGUCAUAAAACAGAAUUAAAUAUAAGGGUUAAUGUCCACAACUAGCCAGCAGGCUGAGAUGAUUCCUGCUGUUCCCAUUUAGGAUUUCUGUGGGAUCAGGACAAAACACAGAGUAAGGUAACGAUUGUUAAACCAGAAACAAUGCUGUGUAUUUGAUUAGAGCCACGCUGAAAUAACCUGAAACCAUCAGAUUAUCAUUAUUAUUAUUUAUUUUUAUUUUUUAAUCAAGAUCGAGAUGUAAAAUUUUAGCGACAUAAACAGAGCGUCAGAGGAAGAGUGAGUCGAUGCUGCGUUUAUGUCGAGUGGACUGUAAAUGCUGCUUUCAUCCACGUCCACGUUCACUUCCGACUGCAAACCUCCAAUUAGACCCUUACAGUCACCGCGGAGGGAAAUGAUACAGACGCCUCAUUUCAUCCACAGCUUGGCCUUCAGCCCAGUUGAACAGUGGGUUUGAACCCAGAAAAAACAGCUGCUACGCUCAUUUUACGUGAUGUGAACACAGCAAAAAACCUCAGCAGGUGGAGACAGAGAGCAGCUCAUGCUCCUUUUAUUUAUUUGCUCAAAGACAGGCAAAGGUAAACUAACAGGGAGAAUAGUAAUAUUAAGAUUUGAGAUCCAAAAUUUAAAGGAACAGUUCACCCCAAACUCACCUUUGCAUGUUUUCCCCCACCCUGUAUUUCUGGAUUGUGUUGGUGUGGGUUCCCCGCUUUUAGUUAUUUUGUUUUUGUUGAACAUGAAGUGCACAGUAGUUCUUGAAGCACCUAGAAAAUACACCUGAAAACCACGCUGAAGUCACAACCCUGUUUCUCACGAAGUCCACAAACUUUGCUGUGAGCAGUUUCAUGUGGGAACUAUUUUCUUUCUACCAAACUACAACCAUCCAACAGUCUGCUCAGGCAAACGAGCACCUCCCCGUGAUGGGAUGCUGAUUCCUGUUACAGGAUGUAAACACUGACCGAGUCCUCUUGAGCAGAGCUGUAAUGUUAGCUGUCUGCAUGCUUCUCUGGGCAGGUAGAGCUAUGGUAGGAAUAACAGUUCCCAGGUGAAGCUGCUCUCUCCACGGCUUGUGGAGGGUUUUUUAACGAGCCGGUCAUGAUGUCUGGAAAGACGCAUCACUGCUGAGCUAUUUAAAUGUACUGUUUGGCCCUUUGAGCACCCCGAGGUGAGUUCACAUCUCUGCAGCUGAUCUCUCUAAAAGGAAAUAAUAUAGUUUUAAAAGCAGAACCACAGGUCAGAGGAAAAAAUAGUAAAUUUGAUUUGGAGGUGAACUGUCCUGUAAUAUUUAAUUGGUUAUAUCUAAAUGAAAAUAAGCAGUGCGUGUAUCCGAAACUGCCUUUGGUAAAUGUCACCAUCUGUUACUCUUCUGCUAUCAUGAGUCCAUAAAGGUUCAGUGUUUAAAAAACAAACAAACAUUAAAGUGAUUUCUGUUAAUCAUGUACUGCUGCCCUCACCGAUGUAUUAUGUAAAUAUGAGCCGGCAUGCUUAAGACACUGAUUAUAGAAUAAGAGGGGUUUGUGUCAUGUGAUUUAACUCUGAGCAGAAACGUGAAUCUGUUUUGAUUUUCAUUUAAAAUCCUUGGUGAUGGGUUUUUCCUUUUUUAUCUGUUUUUAUAGAUUUACUGUAAAUGUGACAGCGCACUGUCAGAUAUUUCUGUAUUUGAAUGUUUAUACCAAUAAAUAUUAUUUUACUUGUG